CUUGUCUUUUCUCUUUGCUUUUGUCUCUAUUCUGUCCUUUAGCGACAGAUUAUAGAUAUAACAUGGAGGAGAAGUUGCCGGGUGCCUUUUCACAGGCUCUGCCUGUGGAUCGCACCGACGAUGCUGUGGAAUACCUUCAGGGCCAUGCGGCCGGCCCCGACAGCUCUCAGAUCGAUCUGCGGGCUUUGCGUCGAAAGAUUGACUGGCAUUUGAUACCUUUCAUGUUCUCCUGCUAUGUGCUGCAAUUUCUGGACAAGGUCAUGCUUAACUAUGCUGCCGUCAUGGGAAUGAAAACGGAACUCCACCUCGCGGGGAAUGAGUACACCAACACCGCAACGUGGUUCUUCUUGGCCUAUCUGAUCGCCGAGGCUCCUAAUAUCUACUGCCUCCAGAAAGUCCCUGCCGCCAAGUGGCUCGGUGCAAAUGUCGCCCUCUGGGGAGUUGCUGCUGCAGCGUCCGCAGGCGCCAAAAACUAUGCGACCCUCCUCACUGCCCGUGUCUUCUUGGGUAUCUUCGAGGCCACGAUUGGACCAUCUCUGAUGCUCAUCAGCAGUCAAUACUAUACAAAAAGCGAACAAGCACCUCGUUUUACCCUUUGGUAUAAUGGUUUGGGAGUAGCCCAGAUCAUUGGUGGUCUAGUAUCCUUUGGCUUCCAGCAUGUUCACCACGGGGACACCCUUGCCGGAUGGCGCAUCAUGUUCCUGGUCAUUGGCUUGGCCACUGUGUUGAUUGGUGUGCUCACUCUACUCUUCAUUCCCGACACCCCCAUGAAGGCCAAGUGGCUGUCUGAGGAAGAAAAGGUGGCUCUCCUGCAGCACGCCAGUGUCAACCAGACGGGAGUGUGGAGUAGCUCCAUCAACCUUAAGCAAAUCUGGGAAGCUGUGCUUGACAUCCAGCUCUGGCUGUUAGUCUUGAUCACCAUUCUCAUCUCUGUUUCUAGCGGUGUCGUAACCACCUACUCCGCCACUCUCAUCUCCGGAUUUGGAUACUCCGGUCCUAUUUCCGCCCUUCUCAACAUGCCCUCCGGCAUCGUCAGUAUCUUCUUCACCCUGCUGGUUGGCUUUGGUAUCCGCAGAACCUCUCACCGCUGGGCGUGGAACGCCUUCUGCACUAUCCCCGGCAUUAUUGGUGGUGGCCUCCUCUCCUUCCUCCCCAAAAGCAACAAGGCCGGUGUUCUCAUCGGUAUCUACCUGGUAAAUGCCAUUGUUGCCACCCUUCCCAUCCUAUACCAGUGGACCAUGGCCAACUGUGCCGGUCACACGAAGCGCGCUUUCAGCAGUGCACUGAUCGCCGGUUCCUUCUCGGUCGGAAACAUCAUCGGGCCUCAAACCUUCCAGGCCCGCGAUGCCCCUGAAUACCGUCCCGCGAAGAUUGCGGUGCUGACCACCCAGGCUGCGGCAGCUGUCAUGUCUGUCGUGCUGUUCGCAUAUUACGUGUGGGAGAACCGGAGACGGGAUAGCCGGUACGGUAGGGUGGAAGAUUCGAUGGUGGAUGAGGCCAAGUGGGCUGGUCUGACUGAUAAGGAGAACACGAGAUUCCGGUAUGUGUAUUAAUUAGAGGAAGACGUGAGCUCUAAGUAAAGUUAUAUAGCAGCCAGUAAGGGCUCUAAUUAGGUCUCGG
Molecule: messenger RNA, 1620 nt
Organism: Aspergillus neoniger CBS 115656
Lineage: Eukaryota; Fungi; Ascomycota; Eurotiomycetes; Eurotiales; Aspergillaceae
Product: putative MFS transporter
Exons: 4
Coding region: 63-1553 (496 amino acids)
Biological process (GO): transmembrane transport
Cellular component (GO): membrane
Molecular function (GO): transmembrane transporter activity
Source: RefSeq, a predicted model, not a curated record